Cicer arietinum (chickpea) is the source of this 2494-nucleotide messenger RNA. Its product is annotated as DNAJ protein JJJ1 homolog. Gene Ontology annotation, molecular function: zinc ion binding; nucleic acid binding. NCBI's taxonomy places the organism in Eukaryota, Viridiplantae, Streptophyta, Magnoliopsida, Fabales, Fabaceae. The record is from RefSeq and is a predicted model, not a curated record.
AAAUCAUUUUGUUUUCGACUUGUUGUCUUCAACCUUUCGAAGACACAAAAUUGAAACCCUAAUUGCUUAGAGAAGCUACAAUGGCGUCGGCGAAGCGAUGCCACUACGAAGUGCUUGGUGGUAUCUCUCGAGAUUGCUCACCGGAAGAAAUUCGAUCAGCUUACCGGAAACUAGCCCUCCAACGCCACCCAGAUAAGCUCGUCAAAUCAGGUCUCUCUCAAGCCGAAGCCACCGCUCAGUUUCAGGAGCUACAACACGCUUACGAGGUCCUCUCCGAUCCAAAGGAACGUGCUUGGUACGACUCUCACCGUUCCCAAAUCCUCUUCUCUGAUCCUAAUUCCCACUCUAAUUCCGUCGUCCCUGACCUCUUCUCGUAUUUCUCAAACACCGUCUAUUCCGGUUACUCAGAUUCUGGUAAAGGAUUCUACAAAGUUUAUUCCGAUGUAUUCGAUAAAAUUCAAGCUAAUGAGAUCAAUUUCGCUAAGAAAUUAGGUUUAGGAAUCGAUUCUGUUAGACAGGCUCCUCUUAUGGGGAAUUUAGAUAGUCCCUAUGCUCAGGUUACGGCUUUUUAUAGUUACUGGUUGGGAUUUUCGACAGUUAUGGAUUUUUGUUGGGCGGAUGAGUAUGAUGCGAUGGCCGGUCCAAAUCGGAAGUCUCGGCGGUUAAUGGAGGAAGAGAAUAAUAAGGUGAGGAGGAAGGCUAAAAGGGAGUAUAAUGAUACUGUUAGGAAAUUGGCUGAUUUUGUGAAGAAGAGGGAUAAGAGGGUUAUUGAUAUGAAGGUGAAGAAGAAUUUGGAGAUGGAGAAGAAGAAAGAGGAGGAGAGGGAGAAGAAAAUGAAGUUGGAGAAGGAGAAGAAGGAGAGGGCUAUGGCUUAUGAGGAGCCUGAGUGGGCUAAGGUUGAUGAAGAAGAAGUUGAGGAUUUGUUUGAGGAGGAUGAGUUUGAGGGGAAGAAAGAUGAGAAGGAGUUUUAUUGUGUGUUGUGUGGGAAGAAGUUUAAGAGUGAGAAGCAAUGGAAGAACCAUGAGCAAUCCAAGAAGCAUAAGGAGAAAGUUGCUCAAUUUAGGGAUUCACUUGAGGAUGAAGAGGAGGAGUUAGAAGUUGAGGUGGAGGAGGAAGGAGGAAGUGAAAGAGAAGGAGUUGGAGAGGAGAGAUUGGAAAGUGAGGAGGAUGGAACUGAGGUCAAUGAGGAUCAAGUUGGAGAGACUGAUUGUGGGGUUGAUGAUUUGGAGGAGAGGAUUCGAGAUGGUCUUAAUGUUGCUGAUGAGGAGAAUGCACAUGGGGUUGAACCAAAUGCUGAUAAUGACGAUGAUGAUGAAAUUUUUUAUGCUCCACAUGCAAAUGAGGGGGAGGAGGCUGGUGUAUCAGUUGAUUAUGAUGAUAAUGAUGAUGACAACGACAAUGAUGAAAAUGGUGUUCUUGAAACAAUGAUUGCUGGGCACAAGGGCAGAGUUGAUUUUGAUGAGAAUGAUGGUGAUGGUGAUGAUGAUGACGAAAUUGGGGUUCUUGAAGCAAUGCUAGCUGGGCGCAAGAGCAGAAAACCCGGUGCAUCAAACCCCAAGUCCAAGGCUUCUGUAACUCCAACUCAAAUGGAGAAUGAGAAUGAGAGUGAUGAUGUUGGUGCAAUGGAAUAUAACAACAGAAAGGUCACAAGAAAGAAACGUAGAGCCAAGAAAGAGAAGGGUGGGAAAAAUGGGGAUGAAUCUCAUGUGCCUGCCAAUGGCAAAUAUGAGAAUAUAAACAGUAAUGGAAAUGAUGAUUCUUAUGCACAAGAGUCUAGCUCCCAAAAUUUCGAAGAAACUGAGGAUAAUGGUGGUAAAGAGAAUGAGCAAAUGGGUAGAGAUAAUAAGAAGAUUUCAAAUAAACCAGUUGAUAAAAAAGCAAUUUCAAAGGACACAAAAACCAAAGCAAAAAUUUCAUCCAAAGGAAGAAAAGCGAAGAAUUCUUCGAAGAAUCUUGGCCAUUUCUGUGAGACAUGUGAGGAGGAGUUUGAGUCAAGGAAUAAAUUACAUAAGCAUCUGAGUGACUCCGGGCAUGCGGCAAUAAAAAGUCGAUAAGGAAACUACAGUGAUGUUUAUUCGUUUCAACUGUAUCAUGGUUCAUAGUGGUUUUCCAGAUCCAGACAUUGGAAAACUUCAAAUUUUGGUCCAUUCUUUAUUUUUUCACUCUAGUGUUCAGAUAAAUUGUAACACAGCCUUCGGCAGAAAGCAUGUUGUUUUUUAUGCCACAGUUCAGAAGGGUAUGGUUACAGGCCACUGUACCAUUGUAAUUUGUAUGUCGACAACUUUUUGAUCAAUUAUACCUCCCAGAGUGUUUAAAAAGCCAAUGAAGUGGUUUUCUUAGUAAUGUAGUUUUUCAGUAUGGAGCGUCGUUGGAUCUGCCCUUUUGUGUCUUUGUUGGAGUUCAUUCUGUUUCCUGUUAACAUUAGUGAAAUGGAAUCCUAGAUUGAACAUGCCCGUUUUCCGGAUUAUUAAUAAAAUUAAUUCAAGUUUUUUCA